ACCAAAUGGCACAAUAGCGCUUUACUUUUCCGGACCCUCGACAUCUCCCCAUCUUUAUAUUAUGUUGAACAACGCACUCUCCACCUGUCUUGUAUUAAUGACGUUGCAAAAAAUAUUUCAGGGCUACUGCAUGGAAGUGAUGUUUUUGAAGUCAGGAUCCGGAUGUGGAACCAGUCAAGAAAUCCAAGUGGCCUCGUUCAAGCUUCUUCGAGGGGCACAAACCGAGCCUCCCCCAUCUUGUUCUAUGAUCAAGCUAAAUAGCUUAGAGCAAGUUCAAAUCGUUACAAAGGCGAUUGAGGAGUCUCAACCCUGUCAGGCAUUUUUUGAGUGUACUUAUGCCUACAACAGGGCUUUUUCGGGGGUUCCAGAACAAACUCUCACCCUUGGCUCUGAUAAGGAAUGCCACGCCCGUUGCCAACGCGAGCAAUUACAAUGCCAAAUGUGGACCUUUGAUGGGCUGUCCAAGUGCGAAUUGUUCCAGAUCCCUGGAGAUUUGGUUCUUUCUGUGGGACAUAUAAGUGGACCGUUGGCGUUAGGAUGCUUGGUUGGGGCCAUGAAUUAUGAAGGGUUUGACUUGGAAAAUGUGAUGAAAGUCACGGCUGAGGAUUGUCAGAUUGCUUGUCAGGACCUGACUGGUUGCACUCAUUUCACAUUCCAAACAAAAAAUCUAAUUUGUUAUUUGAAAUAUGCCAAUGAUGAUCAAAGAGUAGAGACUGUGUACAUUUCUGGACCUAAAUAUUGUUUGUAAAGGCUGGGCUCGCUAAACAUCUUUCAAUAUACUGAUUCUUUUGGCUUAGCGGUUGAAGCUA
This is a messenger RNA of Tigriopus californicus, 809 nucleotides long. RefSeq lists its product as uncharacterized. Gene Ontology annotation, cellular component: extracellular region. Bases 62 to 748 code for a protein of 228 amino acids. The transcript is spliced from 2 exons. Gene Ontology annotation, molecular function: protein binding. The record is from RefSeq and is a predicted model, not a curated record. Gene Ontology annotation, biological process: proteolysis. NCBI's taxonomy places the organism in Eukaryota, Metazoa, Arthropoda, Copepoda, Harpacticoida, Harpacticidae.